AAAGUAUCGAUAAGAGAAAGGACUGUUGUUUACAUAAGUAAUGAUAACUUUAAUUGGCUGGAGAAUCUAAAGUCGCUUUUGAGCGAUGAGAACAAGCUUAACAAAAAUAGUAGAAUUAUAAUUGUGGGAGAGAAAAAUUUUGAGUGCGGUUUAUUGGGUUUUAUUAACUGCUUGAGAAAAGAGCCAUGUGGCGAAUUUGUUAGGGGUGUGCUCCUUCAAGAUGAACAGGCACCUAAAUUCUCUCUUCAAGACCCCUUCUAUCAAGAACAAUUACAGAAAGAUAUGACCAUUAAUGUGUUGCGAUCUAAUAAAACUUGGGGAUCGUACAGACAUUUAAAAUUGCCGCGACCCGAA
This is a messenger RNA of Trachymyrmex septentrionalis, 354 nucleotides long. RefSeq names its product fatty acid synthase-like. The annotation marks the transcript as partial. The record is from RefSeq and is a predicted model, not a curated record. The transcript has a single exon. Lineage: Eukaryota; Metazoa; Arthropoda; Insecta; Hymenoptera; Formicidae.